AUGUUUCUCCAGUAUUACCUCAACAAGCAGGGAGACCGAGUCUAUACGCUGAAGAAGCUUGACCCUAUGGGACAACAGACCUGCUCAGCGCAUCCUGCUCGGUUCUCCCCAGAUGACAACUACUCUAGACACCGAAUCACCGUCAAGAAACGCUUCAAGGUGCUCAUGACCCAGCAACCGCGCCCUGUCCUCUGGGGGUCCCCUAAACUUCAUGUCUCUUCUGCUACCCCUCAGAGACUUUCCGAAACCAAGCUCUUCAAACUGUGAGCAUUGAAGCCUUCUUAGCACCCUUGCUCUUUGGAAUCCGGUUUCAUCGUUGCCCUUGAUCAUGCUUGUGU
Odobenus rosmarus divergens (Pacific walrus) is the source of this 338-nucleotide messenger RNA. Its product is annotated as H/ACA ribonucleoprotein complex subunit 3-like. Lineage: Eukaryota; Metazoa; Chordata; Mammalia; Carnivora; Odobenidae. Bases 1 to 267 code for a protein of 88 amino acids. The record is from RefSeq and is a predicted model, not a curated record. The transcript has a single exon.